UUUAUUCCGUAUAUGAAGACCGUAUGGGGUAAAAUUAAUACAUAUGGAAGUUUUCUUCAUUUUAAAAAUUUUAAAGAAAUUCAAGAAUGGCGUCAAAUGCGUGUUAUUGUUAAUACUAUCAAAGAAAGUGAAUUGCCAGAAUUUAUUACGAAUUCUAAGGACAUAAUUAAUAAUUGUGUUAAAGAAAUUGAAUCAGAUUAUUCAAAAUGGACUCAAAUUGAAAGAGAAUUUAGAUCUGAAUUAGAUAUUCUUAAUGAUAACUGGACAGAAAAAUGUCUGAAAUAUUAUUCCAAAUUUGUACAAGAACAAUUUGAUGCUGAUAUUAUAGAAGAAGGAAAGAGACUUAUUCGUAAUAUGAUCACGGUAGAAAGAAGAGAACAAGAUGCUCAAUGGAUGUCUUUAGUAAGAAAAUAUAAAGAUGAUUGGUUAACACAAUGCGCGAUAAAAAAAGCUGGUAAAAAAAUCCAGGGAUUAAAUACAACUGGUUUUAAAAAGAUCAAUGAAGCAGAAUGUGCAAAAAUAUUUGAAGAUAUUUGGAAAGAGGUAGAAGAUGAUAAAAAAGAAUUUAAUCUGAAUUUAGUUCAACAGUACGUCAAGAUUCAAAAGAAAAAGAAAAAUUCAAAAGAGUUUUUUGGAUAA
Molecule: messenger RNA, 639 nt
Organism: Rhizophagus irregularis DAOM 181602=DAOM 197198
Lineage: Eukaryota; Fungi; Glomeromycota; Glomeromycetes; Glomerales; Glomeraceae
Source: RefSeq, a predicted model, not a curated record